GCUGACGAGUCGUUCCGUCUGUAGCUAGUAGUUUCCGCGCCUGGGGAGAAAAUGGCGGCCGUGCAGGACGGAGGGAGCGAGCUGGAGGGCGAGAAAGAGCCGAAGCCCGAGCUCAUGAACGAUGGCUCCACGGCUCCGGCUGCAGCGCCGAGCUCCCGGCCGGAGGAUCAGCAGACGCUGCUGGCCGUGCUGCAGUUCCUCAAGCGGAACAAGCUGAUCGAGUCGGUGGACGCGCUGCGGCGGGAGGCGGGACUGGCGGACGAGCCGGAGGAAGCUCCGGGGAGCGAGGCUGCAGGAGGCGCCGGCGGAGCCGCGGCGGGGAGCGGGGAGCUCGGGGAUGCGGGCGCGCUGCUCAGCCGGGUGUCUGGAGGCUCACAGAGCGCGGCGGCUCCGGCUCCGGCUAAAGGAGGAGAUGACCAGCCGGACGUCAGCGUGGUUCUGUCAGCGUACAGUCAGCAGGGUGACCCAUCCUUGUAUCAGGUCUAUUACAGCGGUUUGAAGAAGUUCAUUGAAUCUGUGCUGGACUGUCACAGGGCCGAGCUGUCGCAGCUCUUUUAUCCACUCUUCGUGCACAUGUACCUGGAGCUGGUCUACAACAACCAUGAAAGUGAAGCCAAGUCUUUUUUUGAGAAGUUUAAUGGGGACCAGGAGUGUUACUAUCAGGACGACUUGCGGGUGCUCUCAGGCCUCACCAAGAAGGAGCACAUGAAGGGCAACGAGACGUUGCUAGACUUCCGCACGAGCCGCUUCGUUUUGCGGAUCUCCCGCGACUCCUACCAGCUGCUGAAGAGGCACCUGCAGGAGCGACAGAACAACCAGAUCUGGAACAUCAUUCAGGAGCAUCUCUACAUCGACAUCUUCGAUGGCAUGCCUCGCAGCAAGAGCCAGAUAGACAGCAUGUCCGGCAGUUUGGCGGGAGAGGCCAAACGGGAGGACAAUAAGACCAAGGUGUACUAUGGGCUGCUAAAGGAGCCGGAGAUCGAGGUCCCUUUGGAUGACGAGGACGAAGAGGCGGAGAAUGAAGAGGGCAAACCCAAGAAGAAGAAACCUAAGAAAGACAGCAUGGGCUCAAAAAGCAAGAAACAAGAUCCUAAUGCACCGCAGCAAAACAGGAUUCCUCUUCCGGAGUUGAAGGACUCUGACAAGCUGGAUAAAAUCAUGUACAUGAAAGAAGCCACCAAAAGGAUUCGGCUAGGACCAGAAAGCCUGCCCUCUAUAUGCUUCUACACGUUCCUCAAUGCCUAUCAGGGUCUGACAGCAGUGGAUUUCACUGACGACUCCAGUCUGUUAGCAGGAGGUUUUGCCGAUUCCACAGUGCGCGUGUGGAGUGUCACACCUAAGAAACUGCGCAAAGUCAAAUCAGCAGCAGAUCUCGGUAUGAUCGACAAGGAGUCUGACGAUGUACUAGAAAGGAUAAUGGACGAGAAAACCGCCAGUGAAUGCAAGAUCCUGUACGGCCACAGUGGACCGGUAUACGGCGUCAGCUUCAGUCCUGACAGAAACUACCUACUGUCCAGCUCUGAAGAUGGCACAAUCAGGCUUUGGAGUUUACAGACGUUCACCUGCCUGGUUGCGUAUAAAGGACACAACUACCCAGUGUGGGACACUCAGUUUUCUCCAUACGGUUACUAUUUUGUGUCUGGAGGACACGACAGAGUGGCACGCUUGUGGGCAACUGACCACUACCAGCCACUUCGCAUGUUUGCUGGCCAUCUCGCUGACAUCACCUGCACACGAUUCCACCCAAACUCCAACUACGUGGCCACGGGGUCAGCUGACCGCACUAUCCGCCUCUGGGAUGUUUUAAAUGGUCACUGCGUUCGCGUCUUAACAGGUCACAAGGGCCCCAUUCACACUCUGGCAUUUUCACCUAAUGGAAAGUACCUAGCGUCUGGAUCGACGGACGGCAGGGUUCUUUUAUGGGACAUCGGCCACGGGCUUAUGAUUGGUGAACUAAAGGGUCACACGGACACAAUAUAUGCUCUCAGGUUCAGCAGAGAUGGCGAGAUCCUAGCCUCAGGCUCUAUGGACAAUACAGUACGGUUAUGGGAUGCCAUCAGGGCUUUUGAUGAUGUAGAAACAGAUGACUUUACUGCAGCCACAGGCCAUGUUCAUUUACCUGACAAUUCACAGGAGUUAUUACUGGGAACAUACCUCAGUAAAUCCACACCCGUCAUCCACCUCCAUUUUACCAGACGCAACCUGCUACUAUCUGCUGGUGCAUACAACUCUCAAUGACAUUGCUAUUGCAGUUCAUACUGUUCAGUGUUGUGGAAUUUACGCAUUACUCCCCCUAACAGUGUAUGCAUUUCCAUGUUUUUUUUUUUUUUAAAGCUCUGCUGAACCCAAAUGAAAAUUGAAUGAAAUGUCAAUCUUAGGUUGGCUUUAACUUAAUUUUAUUUGUUUACACAUCACUGCCAUGCAGGUUUUUUUGCCCUGUUUUCUCCCUCUUACCCCACCCUAUUCUGUACAGUCUUUUAUAAUGGUGCCCAAUAUGUAAAUAAAACAUUUUCUAUUA
Messenger RNA from Astyanax mexicanus (Mexican tetra), 2518 nucleotides. RefSeq names its product TAF5 RNA polymerase II, TATA box binding protein (TBP)-associated factor (gene taf5). The coding region runs from base 52 to 2238 and encodes 728 amino acids. Gene Ontology annotation, molecular function: RNA polymerase II general transcription initiation factor activity; protein binding. The transcript is spliced from 11 exons. Gene Ontology annotation, biological process: transcription initiation at RNA polymerase II promoter. NCBI's taxonomy places the organism in Eukaryota, Metazoa, Chordata, Actinopteri, Characiformes, Acestrorhamphidae. The record is from RefSeq and is a predicted model, not a curated record. Gene Ontology annotation, cellular component: transcription factor TFIID complex.